ACUAGCUAAAUUGAUAUCACAGGUAGAAUGGAGCAAGACUGGCAUUAAUUUCAUUAUAGAUAGUGACUACUAUCCCUGGAUAAGGAAGCAAGACCCAAGUUCUUCCCCUCCUGAGGAGGAUGAAACUUCAUUGAUUAUGAAGAAGUUCUAUGUAUCACUUGGCCAGGCGACAGUUUCUCAGAUGAAGGAUUGGUUUACCUUAGCAAAACAAGGUGAAUCCACGAAAACUACAAAUUCAUUUAUGCAUCCUGUACCUUCUAGUCAAAUUCAAGAUACUUGGUGUUCACCUGGACAGCAUGAAAGAGGUGAGUCAUUAAGUGCUUCCUUCUGGGCAAGUAACAAGGGCUCAACCCUAUGGACCACAUCAGCAAAGGAUGGCGUUAUUUGGGAGAGAUCCAGAGAGGCUGAGGAAGGUUCUUCUGUGGCCAUUGCUGAACCUCCUUCCCACAUACAGUUAAGAGAUCCAAAACUGGACAGUGCAGCAAAAGAAGAAAAUGAACAGGAGAGCACAACUUUUCAGACACUAGAAGGAUUCACACCAGCAUACACCCAAUUUGUAAUGAAGAAACCCAUUUCAGAACUGGCCCACCAGCAAGCUGCUGACACUGAGAGUCAUGUGGAUUCUUCUCUACUUACUGCCUUGGACUCCAAGGGAGAUGUAAGAGAACAAGAUGCUGAAGAAAUAAGCUCAAGUUCAAGUUCUGAAAGUGGUGGGGCAGACAGCAGGGCUGCCUGGUGUGUUAGUCACAGGACUUAUGACACUGGCAACAGACAUGGGUUUGAAAGAUUCAUGAAGUUCAUUAAAGGAACACUUGGGGAGAGAUAUUGGUCGCUCUGGAUGGAUAUUGAAAGACUAAAGGUUCUUAAGAACACUACAAGGCAGCAAAGGCAACUCAAUAAGAUGAAAAAACUGUACCUGCUGAGCAGUGGAAACUAUUUCCUCGGUUUGGAAGUGUUACUCAGACUUGAUCUACUGCAUGGAGAUCAGUGGAACAUAAGGCAUUUAAGACAGAUUCAGCCUGAAGUAGUGAAACCUCUACUUCUCUACUGGGGUCCCAGAUUUUGUGCUACUCAUUCCACAGCAAUAGAAACUGCCAGUGCAAGACUGAAGCUCUGGCACACAUGUCAAGAGAGACCAAGGAUGGACACUGAUCCUUUUCCACAAAUAGUAUCAUUGUUACCACUGACACAAAAGUCUUGCAUACCCAGGCUAUCACCUUCCCUUCCUCAGGGGAAGACCACUGCUGACAGUGUUGUCUUAGGGGGACCUGGAAUGGAAAGCAUGCUGCAGUCUCUUUAUUUGGAGAACAGAGCAGGCCACUACUUCACACAAUUCUGUGAGAAGUCAGGGAAUAAGUUGUGGGAGAACAGUGUGUACUUUUGGUUCGACCUGCAGUCUUAUCAUCAGCUUUUUUACCGAGAAACUCUUCAUCCUUUUCAAAUACGCAAGCAAGCUCAAUUCCUUUAUGCAAUUUACAUUGCCCCAUCUGCCAGUAUGGACAUUGGACUUCAUCAGACCAAGAAAAACAUGAUUUAUGGGAAAAUUGACCCAGCUUUUGAGGACCUUUUUGACCCAGCAGAAGAACACAUCCUCUCUAUUCUGCUAGAAUCAUGGAUGAAGAUGGUGGAAGCAGACAAAGAUGCAUAUGGAAAGGUGGAGUUGGUGGAAGAAACUCAACAGCUGGACUCCGUGUACUUUAGAAAGCUCCAGGCUUUGCAUCAAGAGAGUAGUUCCAAGAAGGAUGAGAGUACUGUUGCUGACACUGGUCUGCUAUCCCGGCCUGAUGCUCUCAAAGAAGUUCCCAAAGAACCGUCGGGUCCUAAUCUAUCUAACCUGAUCCAUGACAAAGAGAAGUUAGAACUGUUCUGGGCUUUUCUUACUGAGCACUCUGCUGGCAUGGAUCUCAUGUGCUGGUUAGAUAUUGAACAGUUCAGAAAGACGCUCCACAAGGAUAAAGAAAAAAGGAAGGAAAAAUCUAAGGACAUUAAAAACAAGUACUUAAACAAAAAGUACUUCUUUGGACCAAACAGCCCAGCCACCAGAGAACAACAAGAAAAGAUAAUUCAUUCAGGUGGAGGAUGGAGACAAAUCCUUCGUGAUCAACUUUCGGCAGCAGCUCUGCUAGAAGUUCAGCAAUGUGUCCAGAAGAGAUUAGAAAAACAAUGGCUGCCAUUGUUCCUGGCAGAUGAACAGCAUGGGGCAGAGGGACAAGCAAAGAUAAGCGGCAUAACUGAAGAUCUUUCAUACAAAAAGCAUCAGAAGACAACCAGGAUGUGGAAGCAUGUGGACAAUAAGUGCGUUUCUUCAUCUAGUGAAAUAAUUGCUUUCCGCAAAGCGCUGAUGGAUCCAGUGACAGCAAAUCAGUUUCAACUCUUCGUGUCACUGAAAGGAGACCUGCUGGGGAACGGAGUGCUCUUUUGGCAAGAGGUGCAAAAGUAUAAGGAUUUGUGCCAUUCUCAUUGUUCCGAUGCCUUAGUCCAGAAAAAGAUCACAGCUAUUAUCAACUGCUUUAUUAAUUCACCCAUACCACCAGGUUUGCAGAUUGACAUCCCAGCUGAACAAGCAAAGAAGAUUUUGGAGCACAGGAAAGAACUAGGACCUUAUAUUUUCAGAGAGGCACAGACGAGUAUUUUUGCUCUUCUGUUUAAAUUUUGGCCAAAAUUUUGUAAGUUUCGAAGCAAUUUGGCCAGUGACAAAAUUCAACUUGCCUUGGAGAGAAAAAAGAUAGGAAAGAUGCAAAAGAAGGAAGGGAUAACAGCAGAG
This is a messenger RNA of Acanthisitta chloris (rifleman), 2764 nucleotides long. RefSeq names its product regulator of G-protein signaling 22 (gene RGS22). The annotation marks the transcript as partial. NCBI's taxonomy places the organism in Eukaryota, Metazoa, Chordata, Aves, Passeriformes, Acanthisittidae. The transcript has 17 exons. Gene Ontology annotation, molecular function: G-protein alpha-subunit binding. Gene Ontology annotation, biological process: regulation of signal transduction. The record is from RefSeq and is a predicted model, not a curated record.